Molecule: messenger RNA, 264 nt
Organism: Trichosurus vulpecula (common brushtail)
Lineage: Eukaryota; Metazoa; Chordata; Mammalia; Diprotodontia; Phalangeridae
Product: keratin-associated protein 7-1
Exons: 1
Coding region: 1-264 (87 amino acids)
Source: RefSeq, a predicted model, not a curated record
AUGACUCGAUUCUUCUGCUGUGGAAACUAUUUCCCAGGGUAUCCUUGCUAUGGUACCAACUGGCACAGAAGCUUCAGAGCCACUCCUUUGAACUGCGUUGUACCGCUGGGAUCUCCCCUGAACUAUGGAUACGGUUGCAACGGCUACAGUUCACUAGGUUAUAGCUUUGGUGGUAGCAACUUCAGCAACCUGGGCUGCGGUUAUGGAGGCAGCUGCUGUAGGCCAUGGGGAUCUGGCUCUGGCUACGGCUAUAGCACCUACUGA